UUCCGUUUGCCCCAGAAUACGGCCUGCUACCGCUGUGACUUGUGUGUUAGGAAAGGCGGGUUGUCACGUUUCUACAAGGCUUUCAACCAAAAGGGAAGACUUGCCUUAGUCCUCGUAGUUGAGAAAUCUCUUAAGAGGUGAAGCUGAACCCAGAGCUACACAUACAGCUAAUCUUAUCAAAAUGUGUGGAAGUAAAGCAAUCUGAAGGAAAUUCGGCACCAUACAAUUUACUGACUGAAAUACAUCAUAUUAUUCAUACCAAGAAUAAGAGUGGAGAAGGACCAUUUUUUUUCCUGCUAAAAUAAUGGAUGCAGAAGAACAACAGCUACGGAAGACAGACUUUUAUUCUGAAUUGCCAAAAGUGGAACUUCAUGCCCACUUGAAUGGAUCCAUUAGUUCUAAUACCAUGAAGAAAUUAAUAGCCCAGAAGCCAGAUCUUAAUAUCCAUGAUCAGAUGACUGUGAUUAACAAGGGAAAGAAAAGAACUUUAGAAGAAUGUUUCCAGAUGUUUCAAACUAUUCAUCAGCUUACUAGUAGCCCUGAAGAUAUUCUAAUGGUCACAAAAGAUGUCAUAAAAGAAUUUGCAGAUGAUGGUGUCAAGUACUUGGAACUAAGGAGCACACCCAGAAGAGAAAAUGCUACUGGAAUGACUAAAAAGAUUUAUGUGGAAUCUAUACUUGAAGGUAUAAAACAGUCCAAACAAGAAAACUUAGACAUUGAUGUUAGGUAUUUGAUAGCAAUUGACAGAAGAGGUGGCCCUUUAGUAGCCAAGGAGACUGUAAAACUUGCGGAGGAGUUCUUCCUUUCUGCUGAGGGUACAGUUCUUGGCCUUGACCUCAGUGGAGACCCUACUGUAGGACAAGCAAAAGACUUCUUGGAACCUCUUUUAGAAGCUAAGAAAGCGGGUCUGAAGUUGGCAUUGCAUCUUUCAGAGAUUCCAAAACAAAACAAAGAAACACAAAUACUCCUGGAUCUCCUUCCUGACAGAAUUGGGCAUGGAACAUAUCUCAACUCUGGUGAGGGAGGAUCCCUAGAUCUGGUGGACUUUGUGAGGCAACAUCGGAUACCACUGGAACUCUGUUUGACCUCAAACGUCAAAAGUCAGACAGUUCCAUCUUACGACCAGCACCAUUUCGGAUUCUGGUACAGCAUUGCCCAUCCUUCUGUGAUCUGUACUGAUGAUAAGGGUGUUUUUGCAACACAUCUUUCUCAAGAGUACCAUCUGGCAGCUGAAACAUUUAAUUUGACACAGUCUCAGGUGUGGGAUCUCUCUUAUGAAUCCAUCAACUACAUCUUUGCUUCUGACAGCACCAGAUCUGAACUGAGGAAGACAUGGAAUUACCUGAAGCCCAGAGUGUUACACUUCUAAGCUGUAAUGAGGUGAACUACUUCUGAGUAUGUGUUGAAUCAAGGUGUUCCUGCCAUAUCCCACUUAGUAAAACAGUCCACCAUUUCUUUGAAGCAUAGCAGCCAAGUUCCAUGGGCUCCAUCAUCAGCAACCUUACACCUGGCAGGUGCUCAGUAAAUAUGUCUUCAACUGACACACAAGCUCUCAGGUGCUUACUGGAUGGUACCUGACUGUUGCUAAUUAAAUCCCCAGUCUACCAGUGAUUAUUUUGACUCAGCAGUCCUUCCCCAUUAGUAAUCAUAAAACUUCAGGGAAA
This is a messenger RNA of Cebus imitator (Panamanian white-faced capuchin), 1664 nucleotides long. It is a transcript of the gene MAPDA, whose product is annotated as adenosine deaminase like. The transcript is spliced from 11 exons. The coding region runs from base 305 to 1369 and encodes 354 amino acids. NCBI's taxonomy places the organism in Eukaryota, Metazoa, Chordata, Mammalia, Primates, Cebidae. Gene Ontology annotation, molecular function: adenosine deaminase activity. The record is from RefSeq and is a predicted model, not a curated record. Gene Ontology annotation, biological process: inosine biosynthetic process; adenosine catabolic process.